This is a messenger RNA of Archocentrus centrarchus (flier cichlid), 2581 nucleotides long. RefSeq names its product lin-7 homolog A (C. elegans) (gene lin7a). The coding region runs from base 60 to 713 and encodes 217 amino acids. The transcript is spliced from 6 exons. Gene Ontology annotation, molecular function: protein binding. The record is from RefSeq and is a predicted model, not a curated record. Lineage: Eukaryota; Metazoa; Chordata; Actinopteri; Cichliformes; Cichlidae.
CUCUCUUCCUGUGAUGCUGCAGCUCCUGUAGACUCUUCAGUCUCCAGUAAACAGCAGUCAUGGCGACAGUGGUCCAACCGCUCACACUGGAUCGAGAUGUUGCCAGGGCUAUUGAGCUGCUGGAGAAGCUGCAGGAGUCAGGCGAUGUUCCCGGUCACAAGCUCCAAUCUCUGAAGAAAGUCCUUCAGAGUGAGUUCUGUACAGCCAUCAGAGAGGUGUACCAGUAUAUGCAUGAAACAAUUACAGUGAAUGGCUGUCCAGAGUAUCAGGCCAGAGCAACAGCUAAGGCCACAGUUGCAGCCUUCGCAGCCAGUGAAGGUCAUUCACACCCGCGGGUGGUGGAGCUACCUAAGACGGAGGAAGGGCUGGGCUUCAAUGUGAUGGGCGGCAAAGAGCAGAACUCACCUAUCUAUAUCUCCCGCAUCAUUCCUGGAGGCGUAGCUGAGAGGCAUGGCGGCUUAAAGCGAGGGGACCAGCUCUUGUCUGUGAAUGGAGUGAGUGUAGAGGGAGAGCACCACGAGAAAGCGGUGGAGCUGCUGAAGGCGGCCAAGGACAGCGUGAAGCUGGUAGUUCGCUACACCCCCAAAGUACUGGAGGAGAUGGAGGCUCGCUUUGAGAAGCUGCGUACGGCCCGGCGGCGUCAGCAGCAGCAGCUCCUCAUGCAGCAGCAGCAACAGCAGAACAUGGCCUCUCAACAGAACCACAUGUCGUAGGUUGUUCCAAAAGAAGAAGAAGUGAAUGAGAGGGAAAAUGUGGAUCUUUUAGGUCAUCUGUUUGCGUUGAGGAUCCCAAAGGCAUCGCUCCAUCACGGAGGAAACCAACAAGUAGAAGACUCUUCCACUCUCUCCCUACCAGUGUACCACUGAUUACUGAGCAACAACAACGAGAGCGUUUGUCCUGAAUUUGGUGCUUUGAAAAACAAACGUGAGGGAGGCUGACACUGAAAGUUUGACUUUAUAUUCCCUUUUAUAGGUUCUUCACCCCAGUCGUGACUUUUACUGAAUACUCCUUUUCCUGUGUUUGUAGUUUGGUUUAUUUAUCCACUUUGUUUGCUUUCAUCCAUUACGCAGUGGAUCCUUUGCCAUUUUGCCAUAGAUAUCAUUUGUACAGUGGUGUUUCUAUUGAUUCCUCUACUGGUGCUUGUGUCUCCGUAUGAAUGACCAUUGAUUUCCUUUUUUUUGUGUCCUGUUUUUGAUGAACUCUUUUUUACCUUCUAUACUGUAGCAAGAAAAGAUUUUGUAUCUUGUAGGUUUAGCAAUAACACACAUUUUUGUUUUUGUUUUUUUUGUUUUUUUACAUUUUACCACUAAAUUCACGACCGUACAUAUACAGACUUCGUGUGCAAAUGUAAAUCCUUGUAAAGCAAAUCGUGUCUUAUGCACUGUAAGGCAGCUCCUGAGUCUAAAUCGAUCCUAUGUGCCAUUUAAAGAGAUUUAGAGACAGCACGUACAGUUAAUGUGCAAUAACUGCGAUUACAAAUAUGUUAUAAGCUACUCCCAGCUGAAAUUUAUCUAGAAAAUAUAUGUUACAAGGAGGUUCAAUUCAGUCGUCAGAAAUCCUAACUGUUCCCGACAGAUUACCAGAAUGUAAUCAUUUUAACGGAGUGGGAAUUAAAGGAAUAUUGUGUUUAUUUUUCCAGACCUGUGUAUUUUAUAGUUUACAAGAUCAGAGAUUUAACAUAAAGAUUUAUUGUUCCUUUUAAAUAUUAUGUAUUCUUUCUAUGAUGUGCAGAUCACUUGAAAUCUAUUCAUUGUAUAACUGCUAAAUACUAGCACAUAGUCCAUGUGGAUGUGUUACCUGCAUUUUUGUUCUGAGUGGAGUGUUUUUUCCAGUGGAUCUGUUGGAGAAAUCCAUUUUCUUUAUCAUCCAAGUACCUGAACUCCAGAGUCAAAGUGGUCUGUGUUUACUUUCGUCUCCAUCUUUGGUGAGCUUCUUGUGGUUUUCUGCUCCGCCGUUCCCCGAGCUCACUUAUUUGUAUGUCUUUUUUUUUUAAUCUCUUAUUUGUUUAAUGUUGAUUUUCUUUACAUUUUCUGCAGCUGGCUUUUUUUUUCUCCUUUAUUUAUCCCAAACAUUAAGCAUCAUUUCCUGAAUGUCAGAGGAUUUUUACCCCAUGCGGGACUCUGUGAACACCUGUAUGCUAAGAGCAGCUCAUGUAAAAGCUGAUGAUGUUAUAAAGCUUCAUGGAAAUAUUACAGAUAAUUUCUUCAGAAUGGCAGCAAGUGAUGAUUUCCUUUUCAUCUUUAACCUUUAAACCCAGAAGAGCAACAGACUACAUUAAUGUGACUAUUUCCCAAAAAAACCUAUUGACACUGAGGUCUACUUAAUGGCAGAACACUGGUAUUAGGUGACCUUAAUGUCCAGGUUUUAUAUGAUUUACAAUCAUUUCUGUCCUUCACAGUACAUCUUAAUAAGACAGAUCCCUUUUUGUACCUUUAAUUUAUCAGUACUCUUUCUUAAUUGACUUGCAUUUUUGAAGCGGAUGGUCCUGUAUUUAACGUAAAGAUGAAAAAUAGACAACAAACUCUUGAUAUGCAAUUGUUAUACAUACUAUAUUUGUAUAAAUAAAUCUAUGUGCUUGUGU